CUCACCUCCUCUUCUCUCUGUCACCGCGCUCCACAGACCGAGGUGGGUCUUUUUUACGCCCUCUGUCUCGUCUUCUUUCGUUCUCGACUCCCGGGACGCAAUGAGGUUAACAGCACUUUGGCUUCGCGGGACCCUGCUGGCUCUCACCAGCCUUUCUUGGACAGCGACAGACUCCGGUGCGGGAGACACGCUGGGGGAUGAGACGCUCGGGCCCUGCGCUGCAACGCUGAGACGCCAGGAAACAUGCAGAGAGGCCCGGGAUGAGCAGCCGUGCCCCUACCUGUUCAGUCUGCCGCCGCUGACCGUGCAUUUACCGAAGCAGCUGAGGGAGCUGGAGGAGAUCAUGAAGGAUCUGCAAACGCUGAAGGACAGCGUGGAUGAGCUGAGGAAGAUGUGUGCCGACUGUACAGUAAGCCAAAGUGGGAGAGAGUGUGGAGGACAGCGUGAGAAACUGAAUGAGGACACAGUUAGACAUGAGGACGGGAACAAGUGGAUGGAUGAGAGGGAUCCUGGGGAACGAGACAACUGUGAAACAGACAGGGCUAAAGGGGAAAGGACUGUGGAAAGGGACGGCGGAAACAGAAUAAUUCUCGACGAGGAAGAGAGGAAGCAACGGGGCUCCGAAAAGCAGGGCGACAAAAGCGCCAUGAGAGAAAGUGAGAAAGAAGAUCUGUUAAAAGAGAAGACAGGAAAAGAUGUAAGAAAUCAGACAGAGGGGGCAAAGGCACCGGACAAACCAAGGCAGGGAAAGGUACCGACAUCUGGUGGAAAAGACAGAACAGUAGAGAUGCCAAGAGAAAACAAUAACAGGGACGAAGAGGAAGACAGCAAUAAAGAACCAAAUGCGAAGAUGGGUUCAAAAGGAGAACCAGAGGAUAAGUUGGACGAUAGACGAGGAAAAAAGACGACCAUUAACGUGAAAAAUACAAAUAAAACACCAGAAGGUAACUAUGACGUCAGGCAAGAAGAAACAGAGAAAGUCCCUAAGUCCCUAAGAAAAGAAAACAGGGGCCAUGAUGGGAUAAAGAUGUCUGAGGAGCAUGAUGCCCAUACAAAUAAGGAGCAAAAACAGCACAGUGGAGAGAACAAAGGCGAGAGCCGUAUUAAAGCGGAGCUAAAUAAUGAGAAACCAAAACAGAGUGAAAACACUGGAAGCACUAAAGAGGAGAGGACUAUAAAAGAGGGGGAAGCAGAGGAGGUGGACAGCGGGAUCAAAAGAGAGGGAGAGAAAAGGGUCCAGGGAGAGCAGAGAGACGCUGAUGGAGUCUCAGCAUCCAGCGAAGCGACGCCGAGAGCAGACUUUGUUUCCAUCAGCCCGGCUCCUCGCUCGGCCAUUGGAUCAGGGGCGAGUUACGACUCCUUGGACCCGAGCGGAGCUACGGCCGCUACGUCAUCCCUUCCACCUCCGCACUCGCCCAGUCCCGCCUCACAUUCGAUCGCCGAUGCCAAUCGGCAGACGAUAACAGCUGCUUAUGAACCACCAACCCGAAGCACCGGAGCAGCUGGCGCCGAUGAAAGGCCCGAGCGUCCACCGACGGCAGACGCAGUAAACACGCUGGAUGAACCCAGUGACGCUAUUAAGGGUCCUGUUAACCCAGCUCCGACCAAAACUACUUCCAGUCGCUUCAUCGGUUCAUACACAACGGCAGCUCCAGCAGUGAUGGGCCGCAGCUCAAACACUAAGGUGGGACUGAAACCUCUACCAGGCCGAGCACCGACGCCUGAUAAAAGGCACAAACCUGCAGUUAAGACUAAAACAGACCAAGGGCCGAAAAAUACGCAAACUCACCAGAAACCUGAUGGAGCUCGAGUGCCUGACACAAAACCCGUGCAAAAGCAGAAGCCUUCUCACCAGCAACCCACAACAGGCCUGAAGCCCAAGCCAAAACCUGGCAAGGACCCUAAAACGAUCUACAUUUCAAAACCCGAUCAAAGACCUUUGCUGGAUAAUUCAACUACUGAUCGAAAUCUGACAAAGACUCCGAUACGUAAACCGGGCCAAGCCGGUACAUUCAAUAAAAACAGGUUUCCUGACGCAAAGCCAGACUCUGAUCUGAAGCCCGUCCCUCCGGUCCGAAGCCUGACGCCUUCAGUAAAUGUAGCAGCCACGCCUGAGAAAGAUCCUUCAACUGACCGACAGCCUGAAUCUGAUCAAAUCGCAUUCACUAAUCACAGCUCCACACCUGGCAAAAAGCUGCAUCACCCUCCUGAGACCAACAAGCCGGACCAGAACCAAACACCUGGGAGAAAAGCAUUAGGCGAUGAAAAAAGCCAACCUGAUCAUAGAGAUGAACAGAAGCAAAGUCUCCCGAAUGUUGGAGAGUCUGAAUCUGAAAGAAGAGAGACAACACAGCUCACAACAGAGUCUGAGCCAAACCAGAAUGAGAAACCUUCAUCGGUGCCUGAGUCCAAACCAACAUCUCUACCUGGACAGAAGCUGAGACCUGCACUUACUAUCACAUCUCCCGAUCAAACGCCUCCAACCGGCCAGAAGAUUCCUAUGAAUAAUCAGAAGCCAAAACCUGGCCGGACGCCUACAUUCAACCAAAAACAUCCAGGACCUGUGACGAAUCAAAGGCCGAAACCCAAACCUGGCAACCCACCGCAAACCGAUCCCGGGAUUAAAACACCUCCAUCUGAUCGUAGCCCAAAAACUGUGCCUGGUGAAGUCCCUGAAGCUGAAUCCAGCAAACCAGUCAGACCAAGGCCUCCCCCCAGACCCAGACCUCCAACCACACCUGACCUAAAGCCAGGAGCAACACGCCUUCAAAGACCAAAACCAGCGGUGCGACCAAAGCCCAGUCCAAAAACCAAAGGAGAGAGUCCCAGCAGCGUGACCGCUCCAAACAUCCACCGCACCGCUCACACUGACCCCUCACAUACAUCUGGACAACACACCGACGGUGUGACUCAUUACUCGCAGAACCCAGAGCUCACCCGCAGGGUGACCAGAACCACCACUGUGGCUCCGAAGGACUUCAUCACCGAGGACACCAGAGCCCCCGCCGGCUCCCACCCUGCAGCCGAGAGCCUCCCAGUGAGCCCAAACAGCAGAACUCCAUCCGAUACGAGGCCGCCGGCAGCUGCUCAACCACCGCCCAUGCCAGCGACAACAAGCCCAGAACACGUCGUCUCUGGCACAAGCCCAAGGUCCACAAAGCGAAAUCUGUCUCCUAACGCCGACUCCAGCUCACAACCCACGAUUCCUCACAACGCGGAGGCCUCGCCAGAACCAGACGACGCGCUGUCACCCGUCCUUCUUCCCAGCUCCCACACGACCCCCACAGUGAACCCUGACCUGGCGUCGGCCACCUCCGGGCGGAGCGGCCCCAGGCUCCCGGACGCCGAGGCCUCCACUCCCAGCGCACGUGAGCUACGAGUGAAAAUCAACCAGGUGGCUGCCUUGCUCAACGGCAGCCUGAGUCAGUAUGAGAGGCCGCUGGACCGGGGGCCUAAAAAGCCCCUGGAGGACGAGCGGGGAGGCAGGAGGCCUGACGGUGGACCACCACUCACAUCGCCUCAAGCUCCAGCCUCGAUGAGAGACUGCUCAGACCAUCUGCUCCAGGGAGCGAGGAGGAGCGGCGUGUACCUGGUGACCCCUGACCCCAGCGGCACCAGCUUCCGCGUGCUCUGCGACAUGGAGCUGGCUGGUGGGGGGUGGACUCUCGUCCAGCGCCGGCACGACGGCAGCGUGAGCUUCAACCGCACCUGGGCCGAGUACCGCUCCGGGUUCGGGGACCUGGGCGGGGGGGAGUUCUGGCUGGGCAACCACCCGAUCCACCUGCUCACCCGGGACCGGGACACGGUGCUGCGCGUGGAGCUGCGGGACUUCGACGGCCUGAGCAAGUUUGCGCAGUACGAGCAGUUCAGGGUGGCGAGCGAGCGGCUGCGCUACAGGCUGACGGUGGGCGGCUACUCGGGCACCGCGGGCGACGCCCUGCGCUUCAGCAGGACGUACGAUCACAACCACCGGGCGUUCACCACCCCGGACAAGGACCACGACCGCUACCCGUCCGGGAACUGCGGGGCCUACUACAGCUCCGGCUGGUGGUUCGACGCCUGCAUGGCUGCGAACCUCAAUGGGAGGUACUACGUGAAGAGGUACAAGGGGAUCCGGGACGGGAUUUUCUGGGGCACGUGGCACAACAUGUCGACAGAGUACUACCCCACAAAUUACAGGCAGUCUUUUAAGUCUGUCAGAAUGAUGAUCCGACCUAAAGGCUUUGCGCCGUGAGCUCUGACUGACAGAGAGGGUGGAACUACUAACCUCAACAAUAAGCUCCAAAGAUGCUCAUUACAACGUUUUGCAAAGUCACUUACUGGUCCCACUUUUAUUCUACGUCAGUAACACAGUGCUGCCCCCUGGCGGCGGAAUGAUGUUCUGUUCACAGGUUAACAUUACAAUAAAUAACGAUGUAAAUAGUCUUUUAACAUUAUAAUCCUAAUUGCAUUGUAUCUUUUUCAUAACCUUUUAUUACAAUCGAGUGGAUGUUGUUUAAUCACAACACGUGUAAAUAGCUGUUUUAGACUCAGACUGAGUCUGAUUGUGUCAGUGACAGAAACGGACCUGUUUUGUUGCAGUACUGGAAGAAAUCCGUCAAAGCUGAGUUUGUCAUGUGAGGAGAAAUAAAAUGAAUUUACAUAAACAAAAA
Betta splendens (Siamese fighting fish) is the source of this 4652-nucleotide messenger RNA. RefSeq names its product mucin-2-like. NCBI's taxonomy places the organism in Eukaryota, Metazoa, Chordata, Actinopteri, Anabantiformes, Osphronemidae. Bases 101 to 4234 code for a protein of 1377 amino acids. The transcript is spliced from 2 exons. The record is from RefSeq and is a predicted model, not a curated record.